AGGAGUGACGUGCGAGCCCGAGCUGGAUGGAUGGUUAUGGGGAAAAGAGGAAGACCCUCGGCGCUUGAAGUGUGCAGAGUCCUCGCCGUGUUCCUCUCGAUCUUCCCCUCUGUGAGCCUGCAGUGCAAGAUCCUCAAGUGUAACUCUGAGUUCUGGGCCUCCACCUCCAACUCCGGGCCGGAGGAGGAGUUCUGCACGGCGCUGCGAGCGUACAACAGCUGCGUCCGCCGCACCGCACGCACCUGCAGAGGUGACCUGGCGUACCACUCCGCCCAGCAUGGCAUCGAGGAUCUAAUGAGCCAGCACAACUGCUCCAAGGAGGGGCCCACGUCCCAACCCCGGGCCCGGACCCCGCUUCCCCCCCUGGCGCCUCCGCUCCUGCCCGACAGCCAGGAGCGCUCCGACGGCCCGGAGAUGUGCCACUACGAGCGCAGUCUGCCUCGCAACACGUCGCCGCCCAACUACACCCACUGCGGCUUCUUCGGAGACCCGCACCUCCGAACCUUCGGGGACGACUUCCAGACGUGUAAGGUGGAAGGAGCCUGGCCGCUCAUUCACAACAAGUACCUGUCGGUCCAGGUGACCAACACUCCGGUGGUGCCCGGGUCUUUGGCCACAGCCACGACAAAGCUGACAAUCAUCUUCAAGAACUUCCAGGAAUGUGUGGACCAGAAGAUGUACCACGCGGAGACGGAUGAGCUGCCGGCUGCGUUCGCUGACGGCUCCAAGAACGGCGGCGACCGGCACGGAGCCAACACCCUGCGCGUGGUGGAGAAGGUUCCCGGGCAGCACGUGGAGAUUCAGGCCAGGUACAUCGGAACGACGAUAGUGGUGCGUCAAGUAGGCCGCUACCUGACCUUCGCUGUGCGGAUGCCGGAGGAAGUGGUGAACUCGGUGGAGGAAGGCGACAACCAGGACUUGUACCUGUGUCUCCACGGCUGUCCCGCCAACCAGCGCAUUGACUUCAGGAACUUCCGGACGGCGGAGGCCCACAGCGCGGCCAGGACCCGGGGCGGCGCCGGGGCCAGUGGCUUCACCUACCAGUCUGCAAAGGCCAAGUGCAAAGAGCGCCUCCCAGUGGAGGAUCUGUACUUUCAGUCGUGCGUGUUUGACCUCCUCUCCUCCGGGGACAUUAACUUCACCAUGGCAGCCUACUACGCCUUCGAGGAUGUAAAGAUGCUCCAUUCAAACAGCAACAGAUACCACAUCUUUGAGAACGAUGCUUUCAUGAGUGGUGCGGCUGAGAGGGGCAAAGAUUUACUUCCUCUCCUCCUCAUCAACCUCCUGGCUGUCUGCUUGUGGAUUGAGUGUUGCACAGUUCAGCUAUAG
Limanda limanda (common dab) is the source of this 1329-nucleotide messenger RNA. It is a transcript of the gene rgma, whose product is annotated as repulsive guidance molecule BMP co-receptor a. Gene Ontology annotation, cellular component: plasma membrane. NCBI's taxonomy places the organism in Eukaryota, Metazoa, Chordata, Actinopteri, Pleuronectiformes, Pleuronectidae. Gene Ontology annotation, molecular function: coreceptor activity. The transcript has 3 exons. Gene Ontology annotation, biological process: BMP signaling pathway. Bases 31 to 1329 code for a protein of 432 amino acids. The record is from RefSeq and is a predicted model, not a curated record.